AUGGAUAACAAACCAACAUGCAAAUGGUCUGAAACUGGCCAUUUAAAUAAUCCACGACUUUAUCACGCGGCAAGUUUGCUAUUAGAUAGAAAUGUGUUAGUUACUGGUGGAGAAGGUUAUGACGUUUGUUCCACUGCAGAACUUUAUGAUCCAAUAUCAAGAAACUGGACAAAGUCUUACGACAUGAGAUAUUGUCGAUGGUUUCAUACAGCAACUACAUUAAAGAACGGGAAAGUUCUAAUUGCUGGAGGAGCUGCUGGAGAACCAGAACCUUUGGGUAAUGUUAAAUACGUUUUAAAUCAGGCUGAAAUGUAUGAGACAUCAACAGGAUAUUGGUUCCAUACCACUAGCAUGAAUAUCGAACGGUACUUUCAUACAGCAUCCUUAUUACAAAAUGGAAAUGUUUUAGUUGUAGGUGGAUCCGAUGAUGCACCCAACAGUGCUGAA
Molecule: messenger RNA, 447 nt
Organism: Adineta steineri
Lineage: Eukaryota; Metazoa; Rotifera; Eurotatoria; Adinetida; Adinetidae
Source: the annotation of a GenBank genome assembly